AUGCCGCGGCUCGCGCCAAUCUGGACCGGGGAGGACUGGGCGCCGUGGUUCCGUAAUGAUGUGCUGAAUGGCGCUGUUCCGAUUGCGGUUCUAGUUGCGGUACUUGUUACAGCGUCGUGGCAGCAUGCGCCCAAGCACACGGAGCCGCCGCACCUCGACACGGACCUCGAGCCCGUGCACGAGGUGCUCCGGUCGGAGAACCAAAUUAUCUUCGAGGCGGCGUCGGGCGUGCUCGACGAGCGCCCGGCGAUCCAGAUCCCACGCGCAAGGGGGUGGAAGAACGCGGCAGACAUGGCGAUGACCCUUCUCCUGGUCCUCAUGCAGGUCGUCGACGCAGAGUACAGCGGGUUUCACCGGCAACACAUCCGCUGGUUCUUUGUAUGGGCGGCGGGGUGCGCACUUUCCCGCAUCGCGCUGCACCACCGCAAGCGCUUCUGGGGGCAAAAGCUCGCACUGGGCGCGGCGUACUUUGUCGUGACCUUGUUCAACCUGCGCACUGCGUUGCUCAACGACGCAACGCCGCGCAUGCUCGCUCUCCUGGGGGGGGAGCUCGCCUGCUCGGGAGGGUUGGUCCUCCUUGCCAUGCUCGUGCGCACGACGGCGCCACUGCCCCGGGCGCUCACGCGCCUGCACGAGACGUAUCCGCCACGCGCGACGCCGGCCGCCAGCACAAACGCGCCGCCGCCGCAGGACCUGUACACGUCACCGCUUGCACGCGUGACAAUGGGCUACUUGACCAACUUUAUCUACGCGCAGUACUGGGUGCCUACGACGCUCGGUGCCAUCCCGCAGGUCCUGCCGUACGUGCGCACGGCGUGCGUCGUGGGCCUUGCGCGGCUCGCUGACCAGGCACACGGCGCACACCCGGCGUCGCUCCACCGCCGCCUGUGGCGCGCGAUCGGCAGCCUCACCAUCCAGCAGCUCCUCCUGCAGGUGCUGCGGGUGUCGUUUCGCAUGGGGCCGAUUCUCUCGCUCUCCGCCCUCUUGUCCUACGCCGAGGACCGCGACGCGGCGACUCGCGAGGGACGGCUGCCGCCGCCGCUGCACCUCGGUCUCCUCUUUGCGCUGACGAUGCUCGUCAGCCAGAUCGGCGAGUCGCUGUCGGACGUCAACUGCAUGCAGACCGGCCGCGCGGCCGCGUCCAAGAUGCGUGCGCUGGUCAUUACCGAGGUCUUUAGCAAGAUUCUCCGCCGAAAGAUGCACUACGAAAGCACCGCGAGCGAGACGCAGGCCGUGCCAGAGGUCAACGACGGCCACGUUAUGAAUCUGAUCGCGGUCGACACGAUGAAAAUCGAGGCGCUCGUCUCGCAGUGCCACCAGCCACUGGUCGAGCACCCACUCACGAUUCUGUACUGUGUCAUCUUCUUGUUCCACACGCUCGGCGUCGCGUCGCUGAUAGGCAUUCUGAUCAUGCUUGUCGCCUCGCCGCUGCAGGCGCGCCUCUCAAAGCGCAUGCUCAAGAUCCAGGAACUGUCGCUGCGCGCGACCGACGCACGCCUCAAUCUCGCCAACGAGGUCCUGGCAAGUAUCAAGACAGUCAAGUUUUUCGCGUGGGAACGGCCGUUUGCGCAGCGCAUGAACAACGCGCGAACGCGCGAACUGCGUAUGCUGUACCUCGACAAUGUGGUCAGCGUGCUGAGCAACCUCAUUUUUGUCGGCAUGCCGAUGCUCGUUACGCUCGCUACCUUUGGCAUCUACACGCUCGUUCUGGGGCAGCCGCUCACCGCCCAAAAGGCCUUUACUUCGCUCUCGAUCUUUGUCACGCUGCGCACGCCGCUCGCCGACUUUCCCGAGCUCUUGGUCGUGAUGCUCAACUCGUGGGUGUCGAUUCGCCGCGUCGACACAUUCCUCGGGACGCCAGAGACGGAAAAGUACGACCAGCUGCUCAAGGUCGCGCCGCCGCCGACGUACCUCGGCUUUGACCACGCGUCGUUCACUUUUGCACGCACCUCGGACAGUGCGCCGCGCUUCUCACUCAAGGACCUCGACUGCAAGUUUCCUGUGGGCGAGACGAGCAUCGUCGUUGGGCCCGUCGGCAGCGGGAAAACGUCGCUCUUGCUCGCCAUGCUCGGCGAGCUGCACCGCACCAAGGGCUCGACGUCGAUGCCGUGCCCCAUCACGCGCUCCACGACGCUGGACCUCGCCGAGUCGGUGGCAUACUGCGGCCAGAGCCCGUGGAUCCUCGGCACUACCGUGCGCCAAAACAUUCUGUUUGGCGCCGCGUUUGACGAGCGCCGCUACCGCCAAGUGCUCGCGGCGUGUGCGCUUGAGCCGGACCUCGAUAUCCUCGAGUACCACGACGAGACCGAAGUCGGGGAAAAGGGCACGUCGCUCUCGGGCGGCCAGAAAGCGCGCGUCGCCCUCGCGCGGGCUUUCUACUCCAACGCAAAGCACAUUCUCAUCGACGACGCUUUGUCGGCCGUCGACGCACACACGGCGCACCACAUCGUGGACCACUGCUUUAGCGGACCGCUCGCCAAAGGACGUACCAUUGUCCUGGUCACGCACGCUGUUUCGCUCAUGCAUCAGCACGCGAAGUAUGCGGCCGUGAUGGACGGCGGCCGUGUGCGUGCACAAGGCGCUCCGGCGGACCUACUCGCUGCGGGCGACCUCCCUUCUGUCGAGACGCUCGAGACGCAAAUGGCGUCUAGCCUGUACGAAGAGCAAGAGUCCGACGAUGCCCGGUGGGCCGCGACGCAAGCAAAGCGCGAUCGUAAGGACGUCGAGGCAAACGCCGAGAGUAUCCAGCGCAAGACCAAAGGCGGCGACCUCUACCUUACGUAUAUCGGUGCCAUCUCCGAGCACCGAUGGGUCGCCGCUGGCCUGUGGCUCAGCCUCCUUGCCCUGUACGUGUCGGUGCGCAGCGCGGACGUCAGCAGCAAUUCGUGGCUGCGUUUCUGGGCGAGCUCGUACGACGAUCCAAGUGCGCACCACGAGAAUACACUCUAUUACAUGAAGCGCUACGUCCUUCUCGUCCUCCUCUUUGUCUUUUUGUCGGCUGGACGCGACAUGGCCCAGUUUUCGAUCGCGAUGCGUGCGUCAAAGCGCAUGUACACGGAUCUCAUUGCGAGUUUGAUGCGCGCCCCGCCGCGGUUCUUUGACGUGACGCCGAUCGGACGUAUCAUGAACCGCCUCUCGAAAGACAUCCAGACAGUCGACACGGAAAUCACGCCCGCGCUGCGCAUGCUCACCGAAGGCAUCGUGACACUCCUUGCCAUUCUCGGCGUAAUUUGCUGGGCUGCGCCCCAGUUUUUGUACUUUGUCGGGUUUGUGCUGGCAGUGUACUAUGUGAUCGGCGCGCUGUACCUCGCCUCAUCCCGCGACUUGAAGCGCAUCGAGAGUGUGCAGCGCUCGCCAUUGUAUACCUUGCUCGGCGAGACGCUCGCAGGCACCGUGACGAUCCGCGCAUACAGUGACACGCAGCGCGUGGUGUACAACUGCAUGAACCUGCUUGACAGUUCGACACGCGCCUACAUCUGCCUCUGGACCGAGAACCGAUGGGUGAGCGUGCGUGUGAAUGUGAUGGGCGCUUUGGUGACAUUUUCCACGGCCGUGCUGCUGCUUGUGUCGCACGCCGACGCAGCGCUGCUCGGCUUCACCCUCUCGUACGCGGUCCUGAUUUUGGUCACGAUCCUGCGCAUCGUCCGUCGGUACACCAUGACCGAAAUUACACUCAACUCGGUUGAGCGCGUCCAGGAGUACAUCGACCUUCCACCCGAGAACCAAGGCGGCGCAGAGCCACCGGCGCACUGGCCCACCGACACGGGCAGCAUCGACGUACGCAACUUGUCGGUGCGGUACGCGCCCGAGUUUCCGCUCGCCCUGCGUGACGUGUCGUUCCGCAUCGCCCCGGGCGAAAAGGUCGGCAUUGUCGGCCGCACCGGCAGCGGCAAGUCGACGUUGUCUCUUGCCUUUUUCCGCUUCCUCGAAGCGGAAGCGGGCUCGAUUGUGAUCGACGGGAUCGACAUUUCGACCGUCACGCUCGAGGCGCUGCGCAGCCGCCUGACCAUUAUUCCCCAGGACUCGCAGCUAUUCAAAGGCACGGUCCGCACGAACCUCGAUCCGUUUGGAACGUGCGACGACACGGACAUGUGGUUUGCGCUGCAACGCUGCCAGCUCGCGUCUGGAUCUGAGCAAGGCACCUUUACGCCGUCCAAGACAAGCGUCAUUCAGACGCUCGACGACCCCGUCGAGCAGGGCGGCGCGAACCUCAGCGCCGGCCAGCGCCAGCUUCUCUCGCUCGCUCGCGGCCUGCUCAAGAUGCGCGACAGCCGUAUCCUCAUCCUCGACGAGAGCACCGCGAAUCUCGACUCGGAGUCUGACGCGCUCAUCCAGCACACGAUCCGCGAGCAGAUGGCGCCGGGCGCGACGAUUUUGACGGUGGCCCACCGUUUGAGAACGAUUAUCGACUAUGACAAGGUGCUUGUGCUGGACAAGGGCCAGGUCCUUGAAUUUAACUCUCCCUCGCAGCUCCUGGCGAACCCUUCGUCGGAAUUCUAUGGACUGUGCAAACGCAGCGGCGAGCUCAAUGCUCUCACCGAAGCCGCGCACGCCGCGCAAAAGCGGCCCUUUUCGUAG
Messenger RNA from Malassezia japonica, 4578 nucleotides. RefSeq lists its product as uncharacterized. The transcript has a single exon. Gene Ontology annotation, molecular function: ABC-type transporter activity; ATP binding; ATP hydrolysis activity. Gene Ontology annotation, biological process: transmembrane transport. Gene Ontology annotation, cellular component: fungal-type vacuole membrane. Bases 1 to 4578 code for a protein of 1525 amino acids. The record is from RefSeq and is a predicted model, not a curated record. NCBI's taxonomy places the organism in Eukaryota, Fungi, Basidiomycota, Malasseziomycetes, Malasseziales, Malasseziaceae.